GAUUAUCGAUUUUUUAUACAUCACUAACGAUUGUUGCCGCUUUGUGUGGUCCAUUGUAGACAACGGAGAGUUGUCAAAAAUUCAUUUGGUAUUCUGUUUUCUGUAGUGCUUGUGUUCGGUGCUUGUUUCUAUUUUUGUUUAUUAUUUGUAAUGCAUUUUAAUUUAAUAAAAUUACUCUAUUAUACAUUUUUUUGUAAUUUUUAAAUAUAUAAAAUAAAUAUUUGUGAUCUGUGUAAUUUUGUGUGCUAUUUAAAUGAGAGAAAUAUCUUUUUGAAUUUGCCUUUUAUAUCGCAUUCCAAAAAUUUUGUUGGCGGCUUCCAUAUAUACAAAAAAAUUAAAAGCAGACUAGCAUUUUCUCCAGUAUUUUAAUACAAUUUUCAGAAUAUUUUGAUAUGCUACGCACAUCGUUUCUACUGCACGCCGUGUGCGCUGCUCUGUUUUUUGGUUUUGGGUAUUCCGCAAUCGCUGGCGUCGGCGCACCAAGUACUUCACUGCAAACGGAUUUAGAAAGAAUUAACGGCACUGUUAAUUAUCGCAUAUACGGAAAGAACGGUAAGGAUGACAAACCCUGGGUUGUUGGGCGUAGUUUAGAUGUGCGUCACAUACAGUGCGUGCGGCGGGGACAUUGUGAACGUUUAACACAAAAGACGUGCUUUAAUGCUAAGAUACCGUAUGAGUACACCAGUUCCGAUCUCACUGAUUAUCAAUCACAAGAUCAAGUAUUAAAGCAUUUGGAAAGUUAUCGUGCAAUACGCAAUGUGCCCAAAUGCUGGAGUGUAAUACAGCCAUUUUUGUGUGCUGUAUUCUUUCCGAAAUGCGAGCAGAUCAACGGUAAAGAUAUGGUUUAUUUGCCUUCAUUAGAAAUGUGCCGCAUAACAUUGGAACCCUGUCGAAUACUAUACAAUACAACGUAUUUUCCAGAAUUUCUACGUUGUAACGAAACACUGUUUCCACCGAAAUGUAGCAAUGAUGUUCGUGAAAUGAAAUUCAACAUAACAGGACAGUGUCUAAGCCCACUCGUUUCGGCAGAUACCAGUGCUAGUUAUUAUCCGGGUAUAGAAGGAUGUGGUGUGCAAUGUAAGGAUCCUUUAUAUACUAAUGAUGAGCAUCAGGAAAUUCACAAACUUGUCGGUUGGGGAGGUACGCUUUGCUUCCUGGCCAAUUUAUUUGUAGUAGCAACAUUUCUAAUCGAUUGGGAAAAUGCUAAUAAAUAUCCGGCGUUAAUUGUAUUUUAUAUAAAUUUAUGUUUCCUCAUUGCAUCAUUCGGUUGGCUUGCACAAUUUACGCCAGGGUCACAUGAGGAUAUUGUCUGUCGUAAAGAUGGUACAUUACGUCAUUCUGAGCCAACCGCGGGUGAGAACCUCUCUUGUGUGGUUGUUUUCGUACUUAUUUAUUAUUUCUUGACCGCUGCUAUGGUCUGGUUUGUUUUCCUUACGUACACUUGGCAUUUGCGUGCUGUUGGUAAUGUACAAGAUCGCAUUGAUAAGAAGGGCUCCUACUUCCAUUUGGUGGCUUGGUCUAUGCCGUUAGUAUUAACCAUCACAACAAUGGCAUUGAGUGAAGUUGAUGGCAAUAGUAUUGUUGGUAUUUGUUUUGUGGGCUAUUUGAACCAUUCCAUACGUGCUGGCCUACUUCUAGGACCACUUUGUUGCGUUGUGCUUGUUGGCGGCUAUUUUGUAAUUAGAGGCAUGAUAAUGCUUUUUGGUUUAAAGCAUUUCGCCAACGACAUUCAGUCCACCUCUGCGAGUAACAAAAUUCAUUUAAUCAUUGUACGAAUGGGUCUUUGCGCAUUAUUUACGUUAAUAUUUAUAUUAGUAAUAUUAGCAUGCCAUAUAACUGAGUUCCGGCAUUCAAACGAUUGGGCUGAAAGUCUGAGAAAAUAUGUCAUUUGUCGCAUUUCUUCUGAUGAACACACGUUGUGUAAAAUCGAAAACAGACCAUCAGUAGCAGUGUUGCAAUUACAUUUACUUUGUCUAUUUGGUUCUGGCAUCGUUAUGUCCACAUGGUGCUGGACUUCAUCGUCUAUUGAAACAUGGAAACGCUAUAUAAAAAAAAGUUUCGGUAAGGAAGUUGUUGAAGAUGUAAAAAUGCCAAAGCAUAAAGUGAUUGCACAAACUUGGGCUAAACGUAAAGAAUUUGAGGAUAAAGGGAGGCUGUCUAUAACUCUAUAUAACACGCAUACGGAUCCAGUAGGCUUAAAUUUUGAUCUCAAUGAUCUUAAUUCAUCUGAAACCAAUGAAAUAAGUUCAACCUGGGCAAACUAUUUGCCGCAAUUCGUUAAACGACGUAUGGCCUUAACGGGUGCUGGCAUCGCAAACUCAUCAAGUCAAGGAGCCCGGAAGAAUUCCUUAGAUUCUGAAAUAAGCUUUAGUAUGCGGCAUGUUUCAGUAGAAUCGCGACGUAACUCAGAUUCACAGGUAUCCGUCAAAAUUGCAGAAAUGAAAACGAAAAUUGCUUCACGUUCGCGUAAUAGCCAUCAUCAGCACAACAAACAGGGAACAUCUACUAGUAAACGUUCUCAAAGAAGACGCGAUUUUAUAGCUUCAGCCAGUGGCCAUAAGUAUAGUGUACGAAGAGAAAGCAGCACUUCAAUUGAGUCACAAGUUAUUGCUUUAAAGAAAACUACGUUCCCCAACUCUAGUCACAAAGUUGGUCUUUUCACACACAGCACUAAAAAACAUAAUUCGAACAGUUCCUGUCAUAAAAAUAUGAAAAGACGUACAGCAAAUGCAGGUUUGAAUCCGGCUGACAUAAAUGAUUUCCUUGGAAAAAAUGGUCAGUUGAUUUUGCCAUUUCUUCAAAAUGCAGGAAUGACUACUUCUUCAGAUGGAGAAACUUCACGUUCUUCGUUUAAAGAUGCAAACAAGCACAAAGCAAUAGCAGUUAUCCCUAUGUUACGACAAAAUGAAGAUGAUAUGAAGAUAAUGGAUGUAUCAGAUCUUAACUUGCAUCUCCAGCGAAACUUGGAUCACGAAGGCGACUCACUAUCAUCAUACGGAUCGGAUGAACUAGAUAUACCUUUAAAUAUUAUACUUAAUAGCUCGUAUUCAAGUAUGUCACUAGGGAAACCAAAUUCACGUAACAGUAAAACCAGUUGCGAUGUUGGCAUUCAAGCCGACGCAUAUGAAAUUGCUACUCAGACGAUGAAGCAAUUAAACCGAAAAAGUGAUUAUAAGACAGAAGCAUGUGAAGCAAUUGAAAUGCAUUCCCUACUUAACAGUAACAGACAUAAAGAAGCAAUGAUAUUAAGUGAAUCUGAGAGGUUGAAAAUGUUACUUUUACCGUCAAAAUAGAUAUAUAUUAUCUAUAUUUGAAUUAAUUUUGAUGCCAUCAUUAAACAAGAGAAAAGCAAUUCUUCUCGCGCCAACAGAAUUCCUAAGUACGAUAGCAACUAAUGUUUUAUAUGUCUCUUGGUUGCCAAUAGAUAGUUUUGGGCAGAAACCUGUAACAACUGCAAACAUGCUGUACAUUACCUACAAAUGAACUAGGGCAAACGAAGGAUACUUCAAUAUUGAUUGUGCUGUUCUUCUACUACCUAUGGUUGAUUGCAAAUUCUAUUCAUGUAUCCCACCAUUAAAAGACUGCGAUAUAAUGAACACACUCUUAUUGCUUAUGCAAGACAAAUACUACAAAAAAAAAAGUCAAAUUGUUAACGUUUUACUCCCAAUAGGUCAGUAUAGUAUGAGCCACUAUAAUGACUUAUUAUA
Molecule: messenger RNA, 3707 nt
Organism: Teleopsis dalmanni
Lineage: Eukaryota; Metazoa; Arthropoda; Insecta; Diptera; Diopsidae
Gene: smo
Product: protein smoothened
Exons: 8
Coding region: 393-3293 (966 amino acids)
Biological process (GO): central nervous system development; commissural neuron axon guidance; smoothened signaling pathway
Cellular component (GO): plasma membrane; cilium; dendrite
Molecular function (GO): transmembrane signaling receptor activity; patched binding
Source: RefSeq, a predicted model, not a curated record